Molecule: messenger RNA, 2547 nt
Organism: Sus scrofa (pig)
Lineage: Eukaryota; Metazoa; Chordata; Mammalia; Artiodactyla; Suidae
Gene: SLC25A34
Product: solute carrier family 25 member 34
Source: RefSeq, a predicted model, not a curated record
GAGGUGUGGGGGACGGAGGCAGCAGGGAUUGGUCUAGAGCGGGCAGGGGGCGUGUCCUAGGCCCGGGCAAGGCUUUGGAGGCUGAGCCGAGCAGGUGGACUCCUGAGAGAGACCAGGGGCUGCCUGGCUGCCGCCCGCCUGUCUGACCAGACCUCUGUCCUCCAGACAUGGCCUCAGACCCCCCUGAUCCCCAGCCCUUGGCCCUGCGGGGAGUGAAGGCAGCCUAAGCGCCCCCACCCCAGGGCCGUGCUCAUGCCCCUGACCCGGGCAGAGCCGGCCCCCAGCCCGGAGCCCAUGGAGACGGUGCCCCCUGCUGUGGACCUGGUGCUGGGCGCCUCGGCCUGCUGCCUGGCCUGUGUCUUCACCAACCCCCUGGAGGUGGUGAAGACACGGCUGCAGCUGCAGGGGGAGCUGCAGGCCCGGGGCACCUACCCUCGGCACUACCGGGGCUUUGUCGCUUCGGUAGCCGCUGUGGCCCGUGCAGAUGGGCUGUUUGGCCUGCAGAAGGGGCUGGCCGCUGGCCUCCUCUACCAGGGCCUCAUGAACGGCGUCCGCUUCUACUGCUACAGCCUGGUGUGCCAGGCUGGCCUCAACCAACAGCCGGGCGGCACUGUGGUCGCAGGUGCUGUGGCAGGCGCCCUGGGAGCCUUCGUGGGGAGCCCUGCUUACCUGGUCAAAACGCAGCUACAGGCCCAGACGGUGGCCGCGAUGGCCGUGGGGCACCAGCACCAUCACCAGAGCGUCCUGGGUGCCUUGGAGACCAUCUGGCGACAGCAGGGCCUGGCAGGGCUGUGGCGGGGCGUGGGUGGAGCCGUGCCCCGCGUCAUGGUCGGCUCGGCCGCUCAGCUGGCCACCUUUGCCUCCGCCAAGGCCUGGGUGCAGGAGCAACAGUGGCUCCCGGAGGACAGCUGGCUGGUGGCCUUGGCUGGAGGCAUGAUCAGCAGCGUAGCUGUGGUUGCAGUCAUGACCCCCUUCGACGUGGUCAGCACGCGGCUCUACAAUCAGCCGGUGGACGGAGCGGGCAGGGGCCAGCUGUAUGGCGGCCUCACGGACUGCCUGGUGAAGAUCUGGCGGCAGGAGGGCCCCCUGGCGCUCUACAAGGGCCUGGGCCCGGCCUACCUGCGCCUGGGCCCCCACACCAUCCUCAGCAUGCUGUUCUGGGAUGAGCUCCGGAAACUGGCCAGGCGGCACCAGCACCAGGGCGCCUAGGUGACAUCCCUCACUCCUGACACAGCCGGACACUUUGCAGGAAGUGACGCUGCCCUCCAGCUGGGAAUGGCCGUCCCAGAGCCGGCCCAGGCCCGGGCCCUGUCGCAGGGUCCAGAAGCGCAUAGACCACGUGGUCAACCCAGCCCCACGGCCCACCCGGGCCAGCACAUCUGCCUUGAAUCACCACCCAGGCGCUUCUCCAGAAAGUUCUCUUCACUCUCUGUCCUGGGCCACCUCAUCUAGAGCCUUACUCAUUAUUUUACAGUGCCGAUCACUGCGAGCUGGGUCACUCACACGCACCAGCUCGCUCAGCCCUCACCACAUGAGCCAGUAAAACUACCUUCUACUCAUCAGGAAGCUGAGGCUCAGAAAGGUGAAGGCCCUUGACCGAAGCCACGCAGCUUGGAAGAGGCAGAGCCAGGAGUGGAACUCAAUGUGCCCGGCCCGGACGUGUGCCCUUGGCAAGGGCGGGGACCAUGGGGGCUGGAGUGCCCCUGGGGGAUCCCUGAACACCUGGAGAGGCCCUGGGGGGCCCUGGAGGCCGUGGUGUCCUCGCCUGUGUGAAUCUUGCCAGGGCUGCCAUUACAAAGGACCUCAGAAGUGGCGGCUUGGACAGCAGGAGGUUAUUUUCUCCCAAUUCUGGAGGCUGGAAGUCUGAGGUCAGGGUGUAGGCAGGGUUGGUUUCCUCUGAGGCCUCCCUCUCUCCUUGGCUUGUAAGUGGCCAUCUUCUCCUAGUGUCCCCACAUGGCCUUCCCUCUGUGUGCCUGUGUCCUAAUCCCUUCUCAUAAGGACACCAGUCAUCCUGGAUCAGGGCCCACCCCAAUGACCUUGUGUUAACUCAGUUACUCCCUUAAAGAGCCCAUCUCGAAACACAGUCACAUUCUGAGGGGCUAAGGGUUAGGACUUCCACGUAUGAAUUGGGGUGGGAGAGGGGACAUGAUUCAGCCCAUCAGCUGAGGGCUCUUACCAGGUCUCCUAGAUGCCCAGUCCUGUGGGCGUUUGCAGCUCCUCAGGACCACUCUGAAAGGUAGCUCUGGAGGUGCCCUUUGCUCAGAUGGGCAGACUGAGGCCCAGGGAAGGGGAUGUCUUCCCGUGGGGAGUAGCACAGCUAGGUGUCCCCAUUCCAGGCCCCUUCCCCAAGCUGCAGCCACACUCCCCCAUGGGUGGGUUCUUAAGGCCCAUACUGACUUUCGUGCUACAGAAGCGGGUCCCUGAAGGGGUCGGACAGGCAGAGGUCAACAACCUUCCCUGCCACACACCCCAGGUCUGCAAAGAGCUGUUCCCCAGAGGCACCCAUAUUGCACACUCCAAGCCAAUAAAUUUUCUAUUUUUGUCUAC